AUGGCGGGCAGCGCCCUGAAUAGUUGCAUCUGCAGCGGUGUUAAGGUGGAGACCCGGAAGGAUGACAGCGGACAGCUUGGGGCGUGGAUUACACAAGCAGACAACGCUUCAGUCGCAGGGGACGGGGCAGCAGCUUGUUGCGCCGCGGAAGGGAAGGCUCAAGGAUCAUUGGGUGACAGGAAGCCUACUUUCCCUCCACUUGGCAGGAGACUGAACCUUGGGACCGGAAUAGCGAAGGAGCAAAAGAAUUCCGAUUUGAUGGACGGCCGGUUUAGGGAGUUGGAAGUUGAGCGACCCGGUGCCGAUAGAUAA
Messenger RNA from Fusarium venenatum, 312 nucleotides. The record is from RefSeq and is a predicted model, not a curated record. Lineage: Eukaryota; Fungi; Ascomycota; Sordariomycetes; Hypocreales; Nectriaceae.